Molecule: messenger RNA, 1647 nt
Organism: Microthlaspi erraticum
Lineage: Eukaryota; Viridiplantae; Streptophyta; Magnoliopsida; Brassicales; Brassicaceae
Source: the annotation of a GenBank genome assembly
AUGCAAUCAUCCUCAUCCAUCAUUACAGGAAUCUGUAAAUUAGAAGUCUCUUGUAAAAAAGAUGGGUUUAAAGGCGCUUGGUACAGCGCGAUUCAAAGAGAACACUCACACGGAAAUUUGUUCAGAGUCACUUACACGACGUUGCGCAAAGAAGACGGUUUGACUCCUCUGACCGAAUUCGUGGACCAGAGCUUGGUUCGGCCUGUCCCGCCCAAGGAUCUCAACGACAAGGGCUCUGUGUUUCAGGAAGGCUCGGUGGUCGACGCUUAUGCCAAAGGGGGCUGGUGGACUGGUCUUGUUUUGAAAAGGAAAGAAGAGGGUUAUACUGAUACUGAUACUUAUCUUGUUUUGAUGGAUUCACCACCAGACGUCAUUCAGUUUGAGAGAAAGAAAUUGAGAGCUCAUCUUGACUGGACCGAUGGCAGAUGGGUCCGACCAGAAAACAAGGGAUUGAUAAAGUCGGCUUUUAGUCCUGGGACCAUGGUGGAAGUUGAAGAACCGGAUACUGACUGGCGUCCGGCAAUGAUCAUUAAGGAAGUGGAGAAUGGGAAGAGCUUCAUCGUCAAGUACUUUGAUCAUAAGUCCUGCAGCUUCAGGGAGGGAUCAGGAAACGUAAUCGUUGAUUCGCGAGAAGUCAAGCCUAGGCAACCUCUUGUAUCUGUUGCAGACUAUGACGUGUUGGAUCAGGUAGAGGCCUUGGCUGGUUUAAAAUGGCGUCAACGUGUGGUGAGGGGAGUUAUCUAUAAGGGACUACGUUACAUGGUAAGUUCUAAGGAUUCAAAGGUGGCGUCGCAAUUCAGUGUCUCAGAUCUUAGGCCUCCAAUGGAGUGGAAAGAUGGGAUAUGGCAAAACAGAUCACCAAAGCCAAAAGAAACUCGUUCAAAAUCCGGAAUCUUUGGCAAAUGUUACACUCGUAAGAGGAGAAGAGGAGGAGGAGAAGAACACAAUCCAGACCUCAGUGAUACUGUGUUAUCCUCGGAUCGAACCCUCACUGUGGUGAAUAACUCUACUGCUAAUGUUGAGGAUACAAGAAAGGUUUUACCUUUUGCGAAGAAGUCACCGAUUUGGAAGGCAUAUGAAGCAAUGGAUGUCUUCAAAACAUUACCGCAAAAUCCUCAUUUCAGCCCAUUAUCUGAGACUAAAGAAGAUUUCCGUGAAGGGUCUGCGUUAGGUAUGAUGGCUACUUUCUCCGGUUUAUUAGAGAACUUCAAAGAUUUGGAAACCGACGUUACCAAAAGCCAACUAGAUACCAUGAAAGACUCGUUUACCGAGCUAGAGCAGCAUGGAUUCGAUGUUGAGAGGCCUUUGCUGCGGAUCGAAAAGCUGUUGGCUUUUAAAGAUAGACAGGUGAGCAUACUGAAGGAACGAGAAGGUUUCGAGAAAGAGAUGAUGGUUGAAUCUAGCAAGAAGCGCAAGGCUGAACAAGAGUUUAGUGAUAUAGAACGCAAGAUGCUUGAGGUGAAACAAGAGAUUCUAAAGCUGCAGUGGCAAGAAGCUGCUCUGAGAGAGGAAAAGGAGGUGGCAAAAGAAGAGAAGGAUGCUGCCUACAAAAACAUAUGUGAGAGGGAGUCAUGUGGAAGAGAGCUUAGUGCAGAGCUUGAAGAUGUGGAGUUUGACUUUGAGACUAUUUUGUCAGCUCCAUGGUAA